UCAAUUUGCAUUCCAUCCCAAUAUCUUCAGCUCAUAUAAGCAGUAUGGAGUUUUUCUUCCAAACAAUCUUAGCGCUUAUAGCUUUGCUACUCAUCUUUAGCGUCUUGAAAAAGAUUGCAUCACGUACCAUUUACAGGCGUGACGCCAAAAUCAUUGCAGUCCCUGAACCAUCAGGGGCACUGCCCAUCUUGGGUCACCUCCAUCUUCUAGAGGCCAUGCAAGGCCCUGCCGCCCGAACUCUUGGUGCCAUGGCCGAUAAAUUCGGCUCACUUUUCUCUCUCAGGUUCGGUCUCCGGCGAGUCUUGGUGGUGAGUAGUUCGGAGAUGGCAAAGGAAUGCGUAGCUACAAACGAUAGAGUUUUUGCUACGAGGGCAAGCAUAGCAGCGGGAAAAUACAUGGGUUACAACGACGCCGUUUUUGCACUUGCUCCUUACGGACAGUAUUGGCGUGAUGUGAGAAAGAUGGCCAUCCUCGAGCUUCUGUCAAGCCAACCGAUUGAAAAACGAAAGCAUGUCCGAGCAUCAGAGGUGGAGUCGCUCGUUAAAGAUGUGUACUCGGUGUGCGAAAACAACGGGGUGGUGGAUAUCAGUGAUUUGCUCGAGCACAUGGCGUUCAACAUCAUCCUUAGGGUGCUAGUAGGAAAGCGAUUUUCCGGUAGCGAAUACAGAGAAAGAAACAGCGAGGGGAACCGUAUCAGAAGCGGGAUAAAGGAGGCUUUGCGUCUCAGUGGCGUUUUCGUCAUGUCGGACGCCAUUCCAUAUCUUGAAUGGAUGGACUUCCGAGGGCAUGUUGGUUCCAUGAAGAGAACCGCAAAGGAACUUGACUCUGUGGUUGAUGCUUGGCUCAAUGAACAUCUAAGACAGAAAUCGGAGGGUGAAAGUAAUGGUGAAAGUGAUUUCAUGGAUGCAAUGCUAUCGACCCUUCCGGCAGAUGCUGUGAUUGCGGGCCAUACGCGUGAUAUUAUCAUCAAGGCGACAACAGUGGUUCUCAUCCUAACAGGCGCAGGAAGCACAGCUGCUACUCUAACAUGGGCACUCUCCCUACUCUUAAACCAUCCGAAAGUGCUCGAGGCUGCCCAAGAAGAGCUAGACAUUCAUGUAGGCAGAGAAAGAUGGGUGCAAGAAUCUGAUAUUAACAACCUAAACUACCUCCAAGCCAUUGUCAAGGAAACCCUACGCUUAUACCCACCAGGUCCUCUCACAGGGCUGCGCGAGGCCAUGCAAGAUUGUAACCUCGGCGGCUUUCAUGUUUCCAAGGGCACCCGUUUGAUCAUCAACCUAUGGAAGCUGCAACGAGACCCGCAAAUAUGGUCGAAUCCGUCCGAAUUCCAACCGGAGAGGUUUCUGACAACUCACGCCGACAUCAAUGUCUGGGGCCAGAACUUUGAGUAUAUUCCGUUUAGCUCUGGCAGAAGGUCGUGCCCCGGAACUUCUUUCGGCUUGCAGGUGGUUCACUUGGCACUAGCUCGUUUGCUGCAGGGAUUUGACAUCUCCACCAUGGGAGGUGUGAAGGUGGACAUGCGUGAAGGUCUGGGAGUUGACUUACCUAAGGUAGAUCCACUCGUACUUGUACCCAAGCCUCGCCUUCCAAUGGAGCUUUAUUAAGUGCUUUGAAGCGAAAGUUCUCCGUUCAACUAUCAUGAUCAGGUUUUUCUACCAGAAUAAUUCUAUUUGAAGCGUUGAUCAUCUGCUGCUAUAUUUAUCUGUCCAAAUUGUAAAAAUGUUUUGAUUAGAAAACUAAAAGAAAUCUCGAUCCAAUCGAAAGGCCAGUUAUUAAUUAUAGUAUGUUGCUUGACGUUAGAGGAUAAGAGUUGAAUAAGAAUUGCCCUACUCUUUAGGCAAUUGAUAUCAGCUGUAUUCUCAUGCAUGGAGUGAACAGUCUGUGUUGAAAUAUAGUUUCUUAAUUGGUAGGAGAUCAUAAAGG
Messenger RNA from Juglans regia (Persian walnut), 1923 nucleotides. RefSeq names its product dimethylnonatriene synthase-like. Gene Ontology annotation, molecular function: oxidoreductase activity, acting on paired donors, with incorporation or reduction of molecular oxygen; iron ion binding; monooxygenase activity. Lineage: Eukaryota; Viridiplantae; Streptophyta; Magnoliopsida; Fagales; Juglandaceae. Gene Ontology annotation, biological process: defense response to other organism. The record is from RefSeq and is a predicted model, not a curated record.